This is a messenger RNA of Sapajus apella (tufted capuchin), 3953 nucleotides long. It is a transcript of the gene ZNF775, whose product is annotated as zinc finger protein 775. Gene Ontology annotation, molecular function: RNA polymerase II transcription regulatory region sequence-specific DNA binding; DNA-binding transcription factor activity, RNA polymerase II-specific. Gene Ontology annotation, cellular component: nucleus. The record is from RefSeq and is a predicted model, not a curated record. Lineage: Eukaryota; Metazoa; Chordata; Mammalia; Primates; Cebidae. The transcript is spliced from 3 exons. Gene Ontology annotation, biological process: regulation of transcription by RNA polymerase II. The coding region runs from base 1854 to 3467 and encodes 537 amino acids.
ACUAUUAAAUGCUGACUGUGUGGGUGGGGCUUAAAGUGUGUAGGAUGGAAAUAACAGCUUCCAAGCUUCCUUUUGGUUUAUGGGGUUAUGGGGCCACUUAAAAACCUAUGUUAUUGAUGGCAAAUUAUCUGUCAAAGCAUGGAAGCAGAGGGCGUGGUCUUAAAGCCCCAGUCACAUUUUUUCUCUUAGAGGGAACACAGGUUUUCCAGGGAAGGGGAGAUGGCCAGGAAAGAGUAGCCGGAUGUCUGGGAAUGAUGGUCAGGGAGCAGGGGCAGGUCCUUGGGUGGGCACCUAGGUUAGUAUCAGAGGCACUGGAGGCAAGGAUGAGGGUGAGAGCGGAUCUGACCAGGGGUCCUUACCUUUUGGAAAAUCCUCUUUAAAGGAAAUAGUCUAGGGUAUGGGGAGAGUGAGGUGUGGGUGUCCUCAGUGUUUCAACUGCCCACUGCUUGUUGAGGGGAUGGGAAAGCGGUCCGAAGGACAGAAAGGUCACACGAGUAGCCUUGAGAGGGCUGGUAAAGCAGGAACAGAGUGAACUUGUUCGGGUUCCUUCCCGAGUCUCUUGGUGGGUGGCCCAGUGGUUCUUGGGCCUUUGCUCUGCCUGGUUCAUCGCCACAGCAGUCCCUGGGGGGGACUGCCUGGGUUGGAGGGGUCUGCUGGAAGGAGCUGCCCUUCUCUUCUGAAGAAUCCAGUUUUUGUUUUCUGUAAUUACAAAAGUAUUAAAUUAUCUUUAAAAGUAAACAAUUCAGAUCUAUUUAAUGUGAAAGUCCCCCUUCAUUCCCCAUCCCACCCCCCAAAUCCUUUCUGCUUACACUGUGAAGAGUUUGAGUAGUAUUCUAACAUUUUUUCCUGUGUAUUUGAAAACAUGCAUAUGCAGCCUCCCUGCCCCACCUCCCUUUUUGCUUAAUGGAUAGGAUCCCAGAGGUUCUCCAUUUUUUCUACCUCGGAAAUACCCUUGGUCAUGGGAUGCCAGUCUGGAGGAAGUCUCCCCUGUAAGGAGGAAACAGGCCCAGAGAGUGGAAGUGAUGCCCACUGGUGGGGGUCCUGAUUUCUGAAAAACAACUCAAGGACAUUUGUCAAGAGGUUACCUUCAGUUUCUGUGAGGAAGCUAACAUUGGUGACUCUUAUUUGGGGACUAUUGUUUAAGCUAUUAUUACUUUCUUGCUUAGCAGGUCAUACAUUCACUUCCCUAAUUGCUGGUUGCAGGGCUUGCUAGGUGCCUGGAAUUUCCCUUGAAGGGACUCAAAUGUUUCUUUAUUUUCGUGCAUUGAAUGGGUGACUAAAACAAAUAAAGAAGAGAAUGAGACUCUAAAGUGUUGAUAGCUAGUGAUGUGUAGUCUCUUUAUAGGGUGUGUAUGAUUUUGUAUUUUACAAAUCCUUCUAUAGAUAAUAUAACCAAAUUAACGGUAACAACUCAGUAAGGUAUGCAGGCAACUAGAAAAUUAUUAACCCUAUUUUAUAGAUGAGUAAGUCAAAGUCCAGAAACAGAAAAGUAUCUUUUAUAAAGAGUACACAUGAAGUCAGUGACAAAAUAGAAUCUCAGUCCCCGGUUCCUGCUGUGCUACUCAGGCUAAAUCGCAGGUGGGCCUGUGGCAAAUGUUUAAUCAGCUGUUGAUGGGAGAAAAUAAGGUCCACCUGCCAAACGGCAACGGUUUGUAGAAAGUCCCAGAGGCCCAUCUUCUGUCUGUAUCUUCCUCAUGUCCCAAACGCAGCUUCCAGCAGCUCUGGAGAGGAUCCUGCCAGUGGGAGUUGACCCAGCUGCGCCCCCUUGGAGGGAGAAGCGUGAGGCAUUUCCUUAACAAUCGGGAUGGCAGGGAAGGGACGCAGCCGGCGCUGAUGCUCGGAGGCCUCCAGGGAUGGAGAGUGGCCUGGCUGGCGACGGCACAGGAGCCGGGCUGGUGAUGAAGGUCAAGCAGGAGAAGCCGGAGCGGCUGCUGCAGACGCUGGUGCCGCAGGCCAUGCUUGCGGAGAAGGACAAGGAGAACAUCUUCCAGCAGCACCCGGGCCUCCCUCCACGCCAGACCUUGGGGUGGUCUCGAGCCCUAGGGGCACAGGAGGAGUCUGGGAGUCCCAGGUGGGCCCCUCCCGCUGAGCAGGAUGCGGGGCUGGCAGGCCGGGCUCCCGGGGCAGCCUCUGGCCCCCUGAGCCCGGCGCUUUCCGCCAGUGAGGGUCAUUUCGUGUGCCUAGACUGCGGGAAGAGGUUCAGCUGGUGGUCGUCCCUGAAGAUCCACCAGCGCACCCACACCGGGGAGAAGCCGUACCUCUGUGGCAAGUGCGGCAAGAGCUUCAGCCAGAAGCCAAACCUGGCGCGCCACCAGCGGCACCACACGGGCGAGCGGCCCUUCUGCUGCCCCGAGUGCGCGCGGCGCUUCAGCCAGAAGCAGCACCUGCUCAAGCACCAGAAGACCCACUCUCGGCCGGCCACCCACUCCUGCCCCGAGUGCGAGCGCUGCUUCCGCCACCAGGUGGGCCUCCGCAUCCACCAGCGCGCGCACGCCCGGGACCGCCAGGGUGCCAGCGCCGGCCUGCACGAGCUGCUCCGGGAUGCGGCGUCGCGCCGGGCCUGUCGCCUGCGGCCUGGGCCGCCGCGGGGGCGCCCCGAGUGGGCCUGGCUAGGACUCUGCCAGGGCUGGUGGGGCCAGCCCGGGGCCCGGACCGCCGUCUCCCGCCCCUCGGGGCCGGGCGAGCCGCGCCAGUUCAUCUGCAACGAGUGUGGCAAGAGCUUCACCUGGUGGUCGUCGCUGAACAUCCACCAGCGCAUCCACACGGGGGAGCGGCCUUAUGCGUGCCCAGAGUGCGGCCGCUGCUUCAGCCAGAAGCCCAACCUGACGCGGCACCUGCGCAACCACACGGGCGAGCGCCCGCACCCCUGCCCGCACUGCGGCCGCGGCUUCCGCCAGAAGCAGCACCUGCUCAAGCACCUGCGCACGCACCUGCCGGGCGCCCAGGCAGCGCCCUGCCCCAGCUGCGGUAAGAGCUGCCGCAGCCGCGCCGCGCUGCGCGCCCACCAGCGCGCCCAUGCCGCUGCCCAGCCCGCCGUCCCAGCCGGCGAAUCGGGCGACCAGCCUCAAGCCGAGGUCAUCCCGGGCUUGGCCGCGCGGCCACGGAGCCCCCAACGGCCCCCGGGGGCCCGGGACGCACUGUGGGGCCGGGGACGUGCAGGCCUGGCCGGGCCUGGCGAGCCGCGCCAGUUCAUCUGCAACGAGUGCGGCAAGAGCUUCUCGUGGUGGUCGGCGCUCACCAUCCACCAGCGCAUCCACACAGGCGAGCGGCCCUACCCGUGCCCCGAGUGCGGCCGCCGCUUCAGCCAGAAGCCCAACCUGACGCGGCACCGGCGUAACCACACGGGCGAGCGGCCCUAUCUGUGUCCCGCCUGCGGCCGCGGCUUCAGCCAGAAGCAGCACCUGGUCAAGCACCAGCGCGUGCACCGCGCGGCCCCUGCGCCCAGCGCCAAGGAAGAGGCACGCUAGUGGGCGGGAGCCCCGCGGACCCGUGGUUGUGGUGAUGGCGGGGGAUGCCACAGCGGGACUAGAGAAUUCCUCAAAGCUCUCAAAACCUGAGAACAGUUCCAGAAGCAUCCCAAAGGGUGCCGGGAAAGGUCCCAGCGUGGGUUGAAGGAGGAGGGAAGAUCCGAGUUUCCCACCGCAGGCCUGGAUGUGACCACCCUCUUCAGAGGUUGGACCUCAGGCUUCAAGCACCGAGUGAGGGGUCUGUUGGGGACACUGGGAGAGGAUCCUGGUGUGAAGUGGCCUGGGUCUGGACUGGUCAGCUGUGGCACCACCCCACCCAGGCUGCAGGAUGGCCGGGGGUUGCCCCUGUGGGAGAAUCGCCACAGACUAGGUGAUACCAAGGAUGGAAGCCAGAGGUCGUGGCAAGGGAAAGCCAAGCAUAUUCCCAGCACCAGGGCCAGUGCUGGCACGUCGUAGGCAUCCAAUAAAUAUUUUUGGAAGGAGUGA